GUUGGGGGGUGGUCUCUGAGGAGGAGCCAGGCUGGACUGUAUUGUUCCGCGCUCCGCUUCUCGGGUUCUUCUGCCCGCUUCAGACCCGGUGGGCGCACCCCGAGGCAGAGGCUCCCCCCCUGCGCUCCGAGACGGUUCCGAGGAAGGGAGGUCUCACCUGGAGCUCUGCGUCGGAGCCACAGGAGCGGGGGAUACCGGUGGAGAGUCAGAGUCCCUGUUGUUCCCCGCCGCACCGCGAGCCUUUGCAGGAGCGGGGCACCAGGUCCCCUCCCUGCGAUGGCCGCUGUCCGUCUGGGCCCCGUCAGGAGCACGUGCGGACGCUGGAGCACCGCUCUCUAGCCGGCCACAGCGUCUCUUUACCCCCGCCUGGCGAUGGGGAGCAGCGGGUCGGCGUUGAGGGUCUGUGCGGACCACCGCGGGGGCAUCAACUGGCUGAGUCUGAGCCCCGACGGGCAGCGCCUGCUGACGGGCAGCGAGGACGGCACGGCCCGCCUCUGGAGCACCGCGGACGGCCAGUGCUGCGCGCUCCUGCAAGGUCAUGAGAGCUAUGUGACCUUCUGCCAGCUGGAGGAUGAAGCCGCCUUCACCUGCAGUGCUGACUGCACCAUCCGGAAGUGGGACGUUAGGACCGGGCAGUGUCUGCAGGUGUACCGAGGGCACACGUCCAUCGUGAACAGGAUCCUAGUUGCAAAUGGCCAGCUCUUCAGCAGUUCCUAUGACCGGACAGCACGUGCAUGGACUGUGGACAAAGGGCAAGCGUCCAAGGAGUUCCGGGGCCACCGCAACUGUGUGCUGACACUAGCCUACUCGGCCCCCAAGGACCUGCCCGGGGAUCCCUGCUUGGAGGCAGCCAUGGGUGGUGGGCUCCUCGUGACUGGCAGCACGGACGACACGGCCAAAGUGUGGCAGGUGGCCAGUGGCUGCUGCCACCAGACACUUCGGGGCCACACAGGGGCAGUGCUGUGCCUGGUGCUGUCUGUUUCCAGCCACACGGCCUUCACAGGUAGCACUGAUGCCACCGUCCGUGCUUGGGACAUCCUGAGUGGGGAGCAGCUGCGGGUUUUCCGGGAGCACCAGGGCUCUGUCAUCUGUCUGGAGCUCACAGACGGGCUCUUGUACUCGGGCAGUGCAGACAGGACCGUUAAGUGCUGGCUGGCUGACACCGGAGAGAGGGUGCGCACGUUCCCGGCACAUGGACACAGCGUGAGUGCCCUCAAGUACCACGCGGGCACCUGUUGGGUGAAGUUGACAGUUCACACUAAGCAAGCAGGAUUGCUGGGAGCUGAUCUCCAGGACCACUCUCUCUCAGCAGGGGUAUUGAGGGUGUGUGGCCCAGCAUCCUUACCUCCCUGCUGGACCUACAGUUUCUCCCCACCCCCACCUGAGCUGCUCUGCUCACUUAACAGGCUCCUGUGGUUUCGUCCCUAUCACCUCCGUGUUUCCUGCACUGUCUGCCAUGUGAACUGCUGGUCUCCUGUUCAGGGGGUGGCUUCUGGGGAAAUCAGUGUAGGAUGUGUUCACAGGCAGUGGGGACGCCCGUGCCCGGGCCUUUGAUGCCCAGUCAGGAGUGCUGCAGAAGGUGUUCCGAGGCCACAGCUUUGUCAUCAACUGC
Onychomys torridus (southern grasshopper mouse) is the source of this 1612-nucleotide messenger RNA. RefSeq names its product WD repeat domain 86 (gene Wdr86). Gene Ontology annotation, molecular function: protein binding. Lineage: Eukaryota; Metazoa; Chordata; Mammalia; Rodentia; Cricetidae. The transcript has 6 exons. Bases 373 to 1554 code for a protein of 393 amino acids. The record is from RefSeq and is a predicted model, not a curated record.